AUGGUGAAAGGCACGAAUGGUGGCGUGAAAACGGUGGCCACAGAAGAUUUAGAGGUGUCCCAUCCCGGUCACACAUGUCAGGUAUGCCGAGGAGAAGACACCAGCGAGAUGGUGAUGUGCGACAAUUGCCGGAAAUGGCAUCACUUCCAAUGUGUCGGUGUCACGCAGGAGGUUGAGAAUCAUCCCUGGAGCUGUACCAAAUGCGGAACCGCAACCGGUGUCCAGACUACGAUUUCAACCUCUGAUACAGCCGAUCAGUUAGGCGGUAGUCAUAAGCAACAGUCGUCGAAGCCAGAAGUCGGAGAUCCACCACUACGAGACCAGAAGCAAAAUCAUCACCAAGCCAACAACACCAAAUUCGUGCAAGUACAUGCACCAACUUGCCUUCCUAGCACAUCCGGUACUAGUCAUGCAAACGUUGUUCUCGAUGUACCAUUCGCUGCAACUGUCCAGCGGGAAGAAAAACGCGAAAAGAAAAACGCACCGAGAGCUACCUCAUCUGGAUCGAGUCGCUCCGCGCAAGCUGUCGCAAAACUGAAACUUCAGAAGCUGGAAGACCUGAGAAUUGUAGAACUGCGUGAAGCAGAGCUUCAGCGAACAAUUGCAGCAGAAUCGGUGAGGAAGGAAAGGGCAUACCUGGAACAGAAAUAUCAGCUGCUGGAGGAGGCUAUGAGCGAAAAUAACUCAGUUACCGGUGUGUCUGCAACACGAGUGAAAGAAUGGGUUGUAGCUAGCAGCAAUCAACAUAAAGUGCACGAACGGAAUCCUGCGGAAGGAAGCCAGAUUGAUCCGGCCAAUCAUUUAAGCGAAAUCCAACAAGGGUACUCAACAACCAUGGAAGAUCCGAAGCCGAACAUAAACCUUCCCGGCAUAGGCCUUCCCCAAGCGCUCCAUGUAACGGAGUUGUUGAAUCCGAUGCCGAUAUUCGAUCCACCAAGACCUAUAAAUACAAGUGUACUUCAUCCGGCCCUCCAAACAGAACCGCCGCGGUCUAUGAUCAUCCAGAAUGAUCCUGAGUUUCUACGGAACCCAGAAAACACGAGGUUAAAUUCGCAGCCCCUCAACGUUCCAAUGGCUGUCUCAGAUCGAAGACCUCUAGUAACGCACCCAAUCCCUGGCGCCCGAAUAGGGACCCUGCAUCAACUACAUGCAGAUCCAUUUGCUGCGCCUCCUUGUGCAGAAUCGACGAGACCAGAUCCAGUUUCGGCCCCAAGGCCCUCAUAUCCUGUUUCGCAACAACCGCGACCAGAAUUGAAUCCUUCACAUCCUAUCUGUCAUCCUAAUUCGGAUCCUCGUGCAUCAUUCCAACCACAGUGUACACAGUCUAAUCAUCAAGGUUCUGAGCGAUCCAACCAAAACGAUCGAGACGAAGAACAUUAUGAUCCGUGUCCGCUUACCCGCAAACAAUUAGCCGCUCGUCAAGCAAUUUCGAGAGACUUGCCGAUGUUCUCUGGGAACCCUGAGGAAUGGCCUCUUUUCCUCUCCACCUUCAACAGUACGACAAUGAUGUGUGGGUUUACCGACGAGGAGAACAUAGUUCGCCUGCAGCGGAGCUUAAAAGGUCGAGCAUACGAAGCGGUAAAAUGCCGACUAAUGCAUCCCUCCAAUGUGACCGGAGUAAUAUCGACGCUCAAGAUGUUGUUCGGACAACCUGAGGUUAUUAUUAGUUCGCUGAUUAGAAAGAUCAAUUCCCUUCCACCACUGAAGGAGGAUAAAUUAGAAACGCUCGUAGACUUUGCUGUUCACGUAGAAAAUUUUUGUGCGACAGUAGACGCGUGUGGACUGGAGGAAUACUUCUAUAAUGUAACAUUUCUCCAUCAACUCGUCAGCAAACUACCACCUGCUAUCAAAUUAAAUUGGGCACAACAUAGGCAAACGCUUCCCAUGAUCAACUUACCAUCGUUUAGCAGCUGGCUGUAUACGUUAGCGGAAGCCGCUAGCGCCGUAAUUAUCCCCAAUGUCACUUCUGAUCCAACACCCGUUCGGAAUGAGACUCGUGGUAGUAAAAAAUGGAAUUCCUACGUCAACGCACACUCGGAAGAAACUUCAUCAAAUUAUCAUAACACUCCAUCAUACAAACCAAAUGCACUCAACGAUGUCUGUCCAGUAUGCAAAGGAACCUGCAAAUGGAUUGCCAAAUGCAAGCAUUUUAUAGAGUUCUCUCGUGAUGCACGUUGGGCUACAGUCCGAGACCUCGGACUUUGUCGGAGGUGCUUACGUCGACAUAAUGGUGGAUGUCAAGCUAAACUCUGCGGAAAAAACGGAUGCGAGUUAAAACAUCAUGAGCUGCUACAUAACGACCAGAAAAACGCGUCGUCAUCCUCCACUAAGCCAGUAGCAGCUUCUGCAAAUAAACCUACGAUGGUUCAGCGCAAUAAUCCAUCUUCUCCAGGAACGAGUACAUCUGAACACGGAUGCCACACUCAUCAGGUAACAUCCAGCCGAAUUCUAUUCCGCUACAUACCGAUAGUUGUUCAAGGAAAGCACGGUUUAAUAACGACAUUUGCCUUUUUGGAUGAUGGUUCGGCGCUCACACUUCUCGAUAAUGAUUUAGCUGAUGAACUGAUGCUCGAAGGAGAGAAAAAACCGUUGUGUUUACAAUGGACUGGCGGGGCACAGAGACGAGAAGACAAUUCAAGAUCCGUCAGUCUUACUGUAGCAGCAGCACACCGUCCAUCCAAGCAGUAUACCUUGAACGGCGUACGCACAGUGGAUGAACUGUUAUUACCACCACAAACGCUUAACGUAGAAGAACUUCGCAAGCGAUGUUCUCAUCUUAAUGAUUUACCAAUUGCCUCAUACGAAGAUGUUCGACCGAGAAUACUGAUUGGAAUGAAGGAUCAGCACCUCAGUCUAGUUCUGAAAAGCCGAGAGGGAACACAAAACCAGCCGAUUGCUGUUAAGACCAGAUUAGGCUGGACAAUCUGCGGAGGAGGGAAUCAGGACGACGCUACCAAUCUAGUGCACUCAAUUUUCCACGUGUGCCCUUGUGAAAAACGAACGGAUGAGGACCUACACAAAGCGAUGAAGGAAUAUUUCGCAAUUGAUAGUUUGGGGGUCGCACAACCAAAAAAAACGCUUCUGUCUGCAGAAGAUGAACGAGCCCAGUUUCUGCUAGAAUCUACGACCGUGCUCAAGGGUGGCCGCUACGAAACCGGCCUAUUAUGGCGCUACGACUCUGUUCGUUUACCAGACAGUCGUUCAAUGGCACUACGCCGACUUCAAUGCCUCAAAACACGAAUGGAUAGAGACCCUCAGCUCGCGGAUGCGCUUAACCAGAAAAUCAGCGAGUUUGUCACAAAAGGAUACGCCAGAAAACUUUCCGAUGAAGAACUGAAACAGCCACUGCAGCGAGUCUGGUAUUUGCCCACUUUCCCCGUUACAAAUAUCAAUAAACCAGGGAAAAUUCGAAUAGUGUGGGACGCUGCUGCCUCCGCUCAUGGAGUAUCACUAAAUUCCGCUCUAUUGAAAGGUCCUGAUCAGCUCUGCGUUCUGUUCACGAUUCUGAUUCAGUUCCGGGAAGGACGGAUAGGUCUCACCGGAGAUGUACGUGAGAUGUUUUUGCAAGUUCUUAUGCGUUUAGAAGAUCAGCAUUGCCAACGAUUCUUUUGGUACGAUGAAGAAGGUAAAAUUGUGGUUUACGUGCUGCAGGUGAUGUCCUUUGGCGCCUGUUGCUCCCCUAGCAGUGCCCAAUACGUCAAAAACGUUAAUGCGGAACGCUUUAAAGCAAAUUUUCCAGCGGCAGUAGAAGUGAUACAAAAACGACACUAUGUCGACGAUAUGCUGGUUAGCGUCGAGAGUGAAGAUGAGGCGAUUCGACUUGCCCAACAGGUAAAGAAGGUGCACUCGAAAGGCGGAUUCGAGAUCUGUAACUGGAUCAGCAACUCUAAACGCGUCAUAGCGGCAUUGCAAGUGGAACCAACGAAAGAGAAGAACCUUGACUUAUCUCCAGAACUAGCCACGGAGAAAGUGCUUGGAAUGUGGUGGUGUACUAAAUCGGAUACCUUUACUUACAAGGUCGGUUGGACUCGCUAUGGACAAGCGCUGCUGGAAGGACAACGGCAUCCCACUAAGAGAGAGAUGCUGCGGGUUCUCAUGUCCAUGUUCGAUCCACUUGGUCUUAUCGCUCACCUCCUCAUGUACUUGAAGGCAUUGCUUCAGGACGUAUGGCGUUCAGGGAUCGGCUGGGAUGACGAAAUUAGCGACUCUCUUUUCGACAAGUGGCAAACCUGGCUGCAAGUCCUCCCGAAAGUUGAAAAAAUUAGCAUUCCGCGGUGCUAUCGCGCACAAGUCACUUCAGACUGCAAAAAUAUCCAGCUGCAUACAUUUGUUGACGCCGGCGACAGCGGGGUUGCUGCGGCUUGUUAUCUGCGUUUCUCCCAGUAUGACAUCGUUGAAUGCAGCUUAGUAGCUGCUAAAACGAGGGUUGCGCCAUUAAAAUACCUUUCAACGCCUAGAUUGGAACUUCAAGCGGCCUUGAUUGGUUCCAGGCUUGCUCGGUCCAUAUCAGGAGCACUAUCGGUGAAUAUAUCACGUCACUACUACUGGUCGGAUUCACAAGACGUAUUGUGUUGGAUCCACUCAGAUCAUCGCCGCUACUCGCCUUUCGUUGCGUUCCGAGUAAGCGAGAUCUUAGACACCACAGAAAUGACCGAAUGGAGAUAUGUGCCAACUAACCUAAACGUAGCGGAUGAAGGGACGAAGUGGAAAGGGCUUCCGGAUCUGUCUUCGGAAGCUAGAUGGUUCAAAGGUCCUGAGUUUUUGCGACAUCCAGAAGAAAAUUGGCCACGUUCAAGUACUACAGUGAAAACCACCGACCUGGAGCUUCGCCCUAGUGUGCUAGCGCAUUUCGUAUCUCUAGAACCUAUAGUUUGCGUAAGGGAAUUUUCCAGUUGGAAACGGCUUAUCAAUGUAGUCGCCUUUGUUCAACGAUUUCCUGCCAAUUGCAGGUUGAAGCUCCUGAAGAAAUCAAUCGCGAGUGGACCAAUUUCUGGACAAGAAAUGUUGUCUGCCGAAAUGUAUCUAAUUCGUCAAGCUCAGCAAGAAUCUUUUCCAGAUGAGAUUGUCAUCCUUCGAAAGCAGCAAAAGUGUUCGGCUCAAACCUCAAAUCCGAUUCCCCAGACUAGUGCAUUGCACCAGAAAACACCUUGGAUGGACCAAAAUGGAAUAAUAAGAAUGCGUGGACGUAUCGCUGCAUGUCACUAUGCGACCGAAGAUGCCAAGUAUCCAAUAAUACUCUCGCGUGACCACCACACCACUAAAUUAAUCGUCGGUCAUUACCAUCAAAAAUACCAUCACCAAAACCAUGAAACCGUGAUAAACGAGAUCCGUCAAAAAUACAGCAUACCGAAACUUCGCAUGAUCUUCAAAAAAGUACGUGGAGACUGCCAACUCUGCAAGAAUAACCGGGCUAUACCGUGUCCACCUAUCAUAGCUGACCUUCCCGAAGCACGACUUGCUGCUUUCGAACGCCCAUUCACUCAUGUUGGCAUUGACUUUUUUGGGCCAUAUGAAAUUGUUAUUGGACGUCGAAUUGAGAAAAGAUGGGGAAUGCUCGCAACUUGCCUCACGAUCCGAGCGAUUCAUAUCGAGGUCGUUCAUUCCCUCAACACCGAUUCAUGCGUCAUGGCAAUACGAAACUUUAUCUCUCGGCGAGGCAAACCGCGGGUGUUUCAUAGCGACCGUGGCACCAAUUUUAUCGGUGCCAACAGAGAACUGAGGGAAGCGGAAAAAUCUGUGAACCAAAAUGAUCUGAUGAAAGAAUUUGUGGAUGGCGAAACGAAGUGGGAGUUUUUGCCACCCUCUUCUCCGCAUAUGGGCGGCAGCUGGGAGCGGUUGAUUGGUUCCGUCAAGAAAAACCUGAUGGCAAUUCUACCCGCACGGAAGCUGUCGGAUGAGGUCCUGCGGAAUGUGCUUACCGAAAUUGAAAACACGGUCAAUUCUCGACCGCUAACUCACGUUCCAGUUGACGACGACUCAGCUCCUGCCUUGACACCUAACCACUUCCUCCUUGGGUCAUCGAAUGGAAUUAAACCGCUCUGCACUCUCGAUGACAGCGAUGUCGUGUUAAAACAAGGCUGGACACUAUCCCAAGUUCAGACUAACUUGUUUUGGAAGCGUUGGGUAAGCGAUUACUCGUCUGAAAUAACUCGACGUACCAAGUGGUUCGUCCAUACAAAACCAAUCGAAGUGGACGAUAUAGUGGUGAUAGCCGAUCCUAAGAUGCCACGGAACUGCUGGCCGAAAGGCAGAAUUAUUUGCGUCCAUCCUGGACGAGAUCACCAACCCAGGUCUGCGACUGUGAGGACAAUGACUGGUAUAUAUGAGCGUCCGGUAGCCAAGUUAGCUGUGCUAGAUGUGCGGCGCGGAGGAGCGUAA
This is a messenger RNA of Toxorhynchites rutilus septentrionalis, 6378 nucleotides long. RefSeq lists its product as uncharacterized. Bases 1 to 6378 code for a protein of 2125 amino acids. Gene Ontology annotation, biological process: DNA integration. Lineage: Eukaryota; Metazoa; Arthropoda; Insecta; Diptera; Culicidae. The record is from RefSeq and is a predicted model, not a curated record. The transcript has a single exon. Gene Ontology annotation, molecular function: nucleic acid binding.